This is a messenger RNA of Galdieria sulphuraria, 1478 nucleotides long. RefSeq names its product mannan polymerase II complex MNN1 subunit. The coding region runs from base 165 to 1286 and encodes 373 amino acids. The transcript has 3 exons. Gene Ontology annotation, biological process: protein N-linked glycosylation. The record is from RefSeq and is a predicted model, not a curated record. Gene Ontology annotation, molecular function: glycosyltransferase activity. NCBI's taxonomy places the organism in Eukaryota, Rhodophyta, Bangiophyceae, Galdieriales, Galdieriaceae. Gene Ontology annotation, cellular component: Golgi membrane.
GGUUGAUUUACACGUCGUUGGUCAAUCAUCCAUGACGAAUGGAUAAGACUUUCUUUGGGACUCUAUACUGACAAAUAUACUUUAGACUAUCUUUGUGGUUUAGAUAAUACCUACUAUUCUGUUUCGAUUAUCUAUACUAGUUGUAUUACAUAAUCACAGUUACUAUGGGUUUUGGUCGAAGGUUUUGUUGGAUAGGUAUACUAUUCGCUGCUUGCAUUGCAACUUUUAUUCAAGCGGAUUCCGAAACGAAACAAAUCAACGCACAAAAUAUACAAAGUUCAAGGGAGAUUGGUAUUCUUCAGAUGUUUGACGGCAUAUGGUUCUUUCAAAAAAUGGGAAACGUCACUCUUAGAAACAAGCAAAGAUAUGCUUCACGUCACGGCUAUGAUAUGAUCAUUCAUAGUCCUUAUGAAACCACUGGAUUGUGGGAAGAGACUAGCUGCAAAGAUAAAUCUUCUACCGAAAUCGUAAAACGAGGAAACCACUGUUACAAACCCCAAAAAGACUUUACUCUUGACAGAAGGGCGGCAACUUUUGGAAAAAUAAAACUAGCUUUGGCAGCUUGUGUAGGGAGACCUAACUAUUGGUUGCUGUGGAGUGAUGCAGACGCACUGAUUGUCAACCAAUCUAUUCCAUUAGAAGAUAUUAUCGACAACGAUUACGAUAUCAUAUUGACGGAAGAUUGGUUGAUGAUCAAUGCAGGUGUAUUCUUGUUGAAAUGUUCUCCAUGGAAUAUUCAAUUUCUCAACAAAGUAUAUCACGAUAGAGAGUUUGAUAAGGCAAGAGCUUUGGACCAAUCUGCAUUGCAAACUUAUAUCGAUAAGUUGGGCGAUAAAGCUACUCAACAUGUGAAGUAUAUCGCAAAGCAUGUGAUGAAUGUUUAUUUGGAAGAAUAUCGACCAGGAGACUUUCUAUUGCAUAUGGCUGGAAAAUUGUACGAGGCAACUCCAGAAGGAGCUACAGCUAUUGCUCAACAAUUCGAUGUUCUUUCACAAGUAACCGAUGUGGAUGAUAUUGAUGCCUUUUUUAGUACUUGUUAUGUUUUGAAUUAUGGAGGUUUAUGUCAUCUUCCAGCUGAACAGGGUUUGAUGUGUCCUCCUGAAUAUCAACGAAAACUCCCAGAACCCAUGAAUGCUCUUACAGAGAAUGACCGAUAUAGGCAUGUUACGAUAAGAUAUCCUUGGAUGGGCGAACAUUGGAAAGAUAAAUGGGCAGAUCAUGUUCCAACUAGAUGGAGUGAAACCGAGAAAUCCAAGGAAGACUCUUCAAACCAUGAUGAACUUUGAAAGUUGGAUGACAAUUAGGCUUGGCGAAAAGUGAGGUUUUGCUUUUUCUCCAUAUGUGUGCUUGUGUGUGUUUUUGUGUGUGUGUGUGUGUGUUUUGUUGUUUUGAUGUGAAAGAAAUGAGAGAAAAAUACAGAGAGAAAAUCGAAAGAGAGAAAAAUAGAAACAGAGAAAAAUAAAAUGAUCAAAAUUCUU